UUUAGUCACAACUCGACUUUGGCUCGGUGCGGAACCAUUUUCACUGGCGGUUUUCCGAUCGCGCGCAAGAUUAAAGCGCUCAAAGCAAGCGGCCAAACACAAUCGCGAGUGGCAAAGUGGAAAGCAGGCUGAAAAAUGCUCUGCCCGGGGGAAAAUGCCUCUAAUGCAAAUGGCCAAACGGGUUUCACAGUCAAGGUCGUCGCUUCCGCCCAGCGGCGCUCGAAACCACAACCAACAGCGCGAAUCCCCAACGCCCACCGAUUACCCAGUUUGUGCAUCUGGAUGAUGGCGGCGCUAAUGAUUAUGUCGUCUUCGCUGGACGCCCUGGUCAUUGACAAUGAUGGAAUAGUCGGCAACCAGACUCGGCAUCGUCGCUCGACCUCCGGCGCAGCCAGUUGCAUGCAAGAUGCACGCUUCUACCGCAACCCCAACAGGCCGGUCCACAAGAUCUGGACGAACAGCGAGUGCGCCAAGUAUUUCCUCUGCCUCGACGGCGAGGUGUUCGAAUUCAAGUGCUCCGAGGGACUGCUCUUCGAUGUGGUGCGUCAGAUCUGCGACUUCAAGGCGAAUGUGGACAAUUGCGAUGUGAGCGCGGAGACGCCGGCUCCAAAGCCUCUGCUGGAGAUGGCCGACUGUGCGGAUGAGUACCAGUUGGGCUGCGCCGACGGCACAUGCUUGCCGCAAGAGUACUUCUGCGAUGGUUCGGUGGACUGUCCCGACGGCUCCGACGAAGGCUGGUGCGAUGUGGAGCACGAUCCGAAUGCAGCUGGUGCCUGUGAUCCGCGAAAGUGCCAGUUGCCGCAGUGCUUCUGCUCGAAGGAUGGCACCCAGAUACCCGGCAGUCUUCCGGCACAGAGUGUUCCGCAGAUGAUACUGCUGACCUUCGACGAUGCCAUCAAUCACGAUAACUGGGAGCUGUUCUCCAAGGUUUUGUUCACGCAGCACAGGCGAAACCCCAACGGGUGUCCCAUUAAGGGCACAUUCUAUGUUUCGCAUCCGUUUACCAACUAUCAGUAUGUGCAGAAGCUUUGGAACGAUGGUCACGAGAUCGCAGUGCACUCAGUAACGCAUCGCGGUCCAGAGAUGUGGUGGUCCAAGAAUGCCACAAUUGAGGAUUGGUUCGAUGAGAUGGUUGGCCAGGCCAAUAUCAUCAAUAAGUUUGCAGCGGUUCGCAUGGAGGAGAUCCGUGGGAUGAGAGUACCCUUUUUGCGCGUCGGCUGGAAUCGACAGUUUCUCAUGAUGAAAGAGUUUGGCUUCGUGUACGAUUCGUCCAUGGUUGCGCCGCAUUCGAAUCCUCCUCUGUGGCCCUACACCUUGGACUACAAGAUGCCGCACAGCUGCACGGGCGUGAAUCAGAAUUGCCCGUCUAGGAGUUAUCCGGGCAUUUGGGAGCUGGUGAUGAACCAACUGGAAGUGGGCGAGUAUAUGUGCGGCAUGGUGGAUACUUGUCCACCGCAUUUGAGCGGCGAGGAUGUGUACAGAAUGCUGACGCACAACUUCAAGAGGCACUACCUUAGCAAUAGGGCACCCUUUGGCCUGUACUUCCAUUCCACUUGGUUCAAGAAAGUCGACUAUCUGAAUGCAUUUCUGAAAUUCCUCGACGAUCUGCAAAAGCUGCCGGAUGUGUUCUUCGUGACUAACCAGCAGGCGAUUCAGUGGAUGCGACAUCCCACGCCCAGUAACCAGUUGCAUCAAUUCGAGUCCUGGCACUGCCAGCCAAAGGACUUGGAUCCCCACGAGCAGGUCUGCAACACGCCGAAUGUGUGCAAGGUGCGGAGCCGAGUGCUGCAGGAGGAUCGGUUCUUCUACACUUGCAUGGAUUGUCCUGCCCAGUAUCCCUGGAUUCGCAACGAGUUCGGCUUGGACUAAGGUGAU
Drosophila simulans is the source of this 1875-nucleotide messenger RNA. RefSeq names its product chitin deacetylase 1 (gene ChLD3). The record is from RefSeq and is a predicted model, not a curated record. NCBI's taxonomy places the organism in Eukaryota, Metazoa, Arthropoda, Insecta, Diptera, Drosophilidae. Bases 136 to 1869 code for a protein of 577 amino acids. The transcript has 4 exons. Gene Ontology annotation, cellular component: extracellular region. Gene Ontology annotation, molecular function: protein binding; chitin binding. Gene Ontology annotation, biological process: carbohydrate metabolic process.